AUGGCCUCCGCACACCCUCAAGUCCAGCUGCACCGUCAGUCGAUCGAAGACAGGAACGAGUUCUGGCUCAAAGCUGCACGAUCGAUUCAUUGGCACAAACCUCCCACCGUCGCCUACGGCCCUACGUCCAACCCAGACGCCAAGUACCUCGACCCCAAUGGCGAGACCUGGUUCCCAAAUGCGAGCCUCAACAGCUGCUUCUCGGCCGUAGAUCGACAUGUCUACGCUCCAGCCCAUGCAUCUGCCACCCCCGUCACCGUCUCUCCGGACACGCCGCACCUCGCCCUCGCACCCACCGCCCACCGUGUCGCCUUCCACCACGUCUCACCGCUCUCCUUCCAAACGCAACAGGCUCGCUCCAUCACAUACUAUGAGCUGCUGCAGCAAGUCCAGGUCGUCGCCGGCAUCCUGCGCCACAAGGGCGUCCGCAAGGGCGAUGCGGUGGUGAUCUACAUGCCCAUGGUGCCCGAGACGUCGAUUGCCAUGCUCGCCUGUGCGCGCAUAGGCGCGGUCCAUUCGGUCGUCUUUGGCGGCUUUGCUCCCAAGGAGCUUGCCAAGAGGAUUCAGGAUUCGGGGUGUAAGAUGGUCAUCGCCGCGAGUUGCGGUUUGGAGCCCAAGGGGCCGGUCGACUACAAACCGCUGGUGGACGAAGCGUUGAAGGUGUCGGAACACAAACCUGAAUCGGGCCUGCUGUUUUUGCGACGACACACGAUCAAGGGUCACACUCCCGCGGAGUGCGCUCGCGAUGGCGGCAAGGGUCCCGCUGGCCUGCCCGAAUGGGACUGGGAGGCGGAGUGCAAGCUGACAUCCGCAAAGCAGGGCGGCAGAUCACCCUGUUGGGAAUGCGUCCCCGUCGCAGCCGAAGACCCCAUCUACACCAUCUACACCUCGGGCACCACAGGCGCCCCAAAGGGCGUCUGCCGCCUCUCCGGUGGUCACCUCGUCGCGCUCCGCUACUCGAUCGAGCAUACGUUCGGUAUGACCCCCAACGACGUCAUGUUCUGCGCCUCGGACCUGGGGUGGGUGGUAGGCCACUCGUACAUCCACUACGGUCCGCUGUUGAUCGGAGCAACGUCGAUCGUGUUUGAAGGCAAACCCGUGUUGCCGGAUGCGGGCAUCUGGUGGCGGAUCUGCUCGCAGUAUCGCGUCACCCAGAUGUUCUGUGCGCCCACGGCGCUGCGUGCGAUCGUGGGGCAGGAUGCGGAUGCGACGCUGAUGCGUGCUCCUGGUAUCGACCUGCGUUCUCUUCGCACCCUCUUCCUCGCCGGGGAACGAUCGGAACCGCAGAUCGUCGCGCGAUUCGAGCGUUUGCUGCAGGAGCUUGCAGCACCGGGGGCUCAGACCAACGACAACUUUUGGUCCUCCGAAUCGGGCUCUCCCAUCACCGGGCUCAUGCUCUCCUCCGCCUUUGCACCUCUGCCGGCUCGACCAGGGAGCGCAGGACUGCCGAUGCCAGGAAUGGACGUCCGCAUCGUCGACGACAACGGCACCGAACUGCCUCGCGGCUCGAUGGGCAACCUCGUCCUCGCCCCCCCUCUCGCACCGUCCUUCCUCGGCGGCCUCUGGCGUAAUCCUGACCGGUUUUUCAGCUCCUACUUCAACACCUUCGCCAAGAAAGGCGGAUGGUUCGAAACGGGCGAUCAAGGUGUCAUCGACCCAGAUGGAUACGUCUCCAUCCUCGCCCGAUCUGACGAUAUUAUCAACGUCUCUGCGCACCGUCUCGGCACGGGACUCAUCGAACAGGUCGUCACAGGCCAUCCGGAUGUCAUCGAGUGCGCUGUCGUUGGUGCACCCGAUAAGCUCAAGGGUCAAUCCCCGUUUGCGAUUGUGGUGGCGCAUCAGAGAGUGGCCGCUGCGACGGGUGGGGAGAGCCAUAAUUCCGUUCAAAGCGAUGGAGCCAAGGCGAUGUUGAAGAGUAUCAAUGAUCACGUGAGGAGGGAGAUGGGACCCAUCGCGCAGUUGAGUGGACUCAUUGAGGCGCAGAAGCUGCCCAAGACGAGGAGUGGAAAGACGCUCAGGAGGAGUUUGAGGCAGGCGGUGGAGAAUGCUGCUGCUGGCAAGAGAAACGCACCCGUCGACUUCCCUCCCACAAUCGAAGACAAGGACGUGAUCGACGUGGUGCGCAAAGCGAUCGAACAAUACUUUGACGCGCUCGACGGCACCUCUUCCGACAAGACCACGACCAACUCGACCCCGGACACUGGGCUUCUUGGUCAAGCUUCCAACCCUGUCCCCUCCCCCUCCACCUCCCUCCCUUCAAGCGUCAAGGUCAACAUGAAAGCGCUUCAACUCGAGCGACCCGAGGGAGAGCCUAAGAAGGGUCAACGCAACAACGCGGUCGUGCGGGACGUCCCCACUCCCAAACCUACCUCCGAUCAGGUGCUCGUCAAGAUCCUCGCUGCCGGGUUCAAUCGACGCGACGAGUGGUCGAUGGUGGGUGCUUAUCCUGGGCUGGUCUACAAGAACGCCACCAUGGGCUGUGAUGGUGCGGGCACCGUUGUCGUCCCCGAUGGAUUCUCGAUGGUGAACGAGCAUCCGGACAAAGUCGUUCUCCUGACCCCGACGCGGGGUUGGUCUACAGACAAAGACGGACCGGAAGCGGAGCUCCCCGGUCUGUCCCCCGAACAGCGGCGCAACGGUCUCGGCGGCUCCGGAUUCGGAAUCCUCGGCGCCACCCGUCCCACCAACGGCGUCGGCACCUUGGCCGAAUACGUCGCCGUCGAAAAGGACCAGAUCGUCGCGGCACCCAAGCACCUCACCCCUGAACAGGCGGCUACCCUCCCCUGCGCAUGUGUCACCGCCUACCGCGCCCUCUUCACCAAGGCUCAAGUCCAAAAAGGCCAGAACCUGCUGCUUACUGGCGUCGGAGGGGGAGUGGCGAUGCUAGCCCUCCAAAUGGCCGUCGCAGCCGGUGCGAAUGUCUACGUCACCGGUGGAUCAGCCGAAAAAAUCUCGCGCGCCGUCAAACUCGGCGCCAAAGCAGGAACUGAGUACAAGGACGAAGCGUGGCCCUCGAAGAUCGCUAAACUCCUCCCGCCAUCCCGCCCUUACCUGGAUUGCGUGGUGGACAGCGCGGGCGGGGAAAUCGCCGUCCAAGCCCAAAAGGCGGGACUCAAGGCAGGCGGAAAAGUGGUCAUCUUCGGCAUGACCGCUGCUCCCAAGUUGAGCUUCACCAUGCGCGAGGUGUUGAAGAACGUAGAGGUGCUGGGUAGCACCAUGGGCAGCGCAAGGGAGUUCGAGGAGAGUGUGCGGUUUGUAGAGAAACAUAGGAUCGUACCCGUGGUGGAUACCGUGUUGCAUGGGCUCGAGGAGGCUGGGAAGGGUUUUGAACUGCUGGCUGAGGCGGAUAAGAGGAGCGGUGGAAAGGUGGUGAUCAAGGUGAGCGAGUUGGAGGGGAAGAGAAGCAAGUUGUGA
Kalmanozyma brasiliensis GHG001 is the source of this 3414-nucleotide messenger RNA. Its product is annotated as AMP-binding enzyme C-terminal domain protein. The transcript has 3 exons. Lineage: Eukaryota; Fungi; Basidiomycota; Ustilaginomycetes; Ustilaginales. Gene Ontology annotation, molecular function: oxidoreductase activity. Bases 1 to 3414 code for a protein of 1137 amino acids. The record is from RefSeq and is a predicted model, not a curated record.